AUGUCUAAUCUAUUUACAUUCUACGAAUUCGAAAAGACACUACCUGGAAGGCUUGUGGAACGUCAAGAAAACCUGUUUGCUUUGUUAUUAUGCGAGCUCGGAACAUUAUCCGGACCGGUGCGUCGUAAGAUCGACUCGUACGGGCGAAUAUUAGCUUCCGGGCUCCGAUCGAAAGUGGUCUUGUUUGCGGCAAUUUUCCUUGAUCAUGAUAUCGAAACUGUUUUACUGCGUCUUCGGCAAUUAUUAGUGAUUGCGACAUCUACUGUUUAUUUGUUGAACGAAAAGAUUGUUUAA
This is a messenger RNA of Acaulospora morrowiae, 294 nucleotides long. Lineage: Eukaryota; Fungi; Glomeromycota; Glomeromycetes; Diversisporales; Acaulosporaceae. The record is from the annotation of a GenBank genome assembly.